Messenger RNA from Pygocentrus nattereri (red-bellied piranha), 608 nucleotides. RefSeq names its product ribosomal protein S24 (gene rps24). The transcript is spliced from 7 exons. Lineage: Eukaryota; Metazoa; Chordata; Actinopteri; Characiformes; Serrasalmidae. The record is from RefSeq and is a predicted model, not a curated record. Gene Ontology annotation, molecular function: structural constituent of ribosome. Gene Ontology annotation, cellular component: ribosome. Gene Ontology annotation, biological process: translation. The coding region runs from base 118 to 528 and encodes 136 amino acids.
UGAUACUAAAACUUGAGAAAAUCCUUUAAAAUCUCUAUAAUCGUAAAGCCUCAGGUCUUUGAAAUACGACAGUAAUACGUUAUAAGUAGUGUGGGUGUAUAAUAUAGCUGUAUUGCGAUGAGUAGAAAGAACGAAACCGUCACACUCAGGACUCGGAAGUUCAUGACAAACCGCUUGCUUCAGAGGAAGCAAAUGGUUCUCGAUGUCCUCCACCCUGGCAAAGCAACAGUACCCAAGACUGAAAUCAGGGAAAAGCUUGCCAAGAUGUACAAGACUACCCCUGACGUAGUGUUCGUCUUUGGUUUCAAGACUCAGUUUGGAGGUGGCAAGACGACAGGUUUUGCCAUGGUCUAUGAUUCUUUGGACUAUGCCAAGAAGAACGAGCCCAAAUACAGACUGGCCAGACACGGACUCUAUGAGAAGAAAAAGACAUCAAGAAAGCAGCGCAAGGAAAGGAAGAACAGAAUGAAGAAAGUACGAGGCACCAAGAAGGCCUCCGUUGGUGCUGCUGGCAAGAAGAAGAAAUGAGUGAGACCUUCAGGGAAGACCAUCCUGAAAAUGUUCUUGUAUAUUGUCAAAUAAAUUUUAAAAAGAGAUUGUCUUCAGGA